Molecule: messenger RNA, 2997 nt
Organism: Schistosoma turkestanicum
Lineage: Eukaryota; Metazoa; Platyhelminthes; Trematoda; Strigeidida; Schistosomatidae
Source: the annotation of a GenBank genome assembly
GUGAAAAAGAUAUUGGAUAUUGGAGACCGUAGCUUAUGGAUGACCUUCUAGCACUGCCAGUGUCCUUGAGAAACUUACAAUACUUACUGUUGUGUCAAUAGAGUUGUAAUUUAGUUUGAAGAAUCGAGACUGGAAGUUACGUAGCUGAAACCAUAAGUUAGGAAUGCAGCCAUUUCGUCAACUGAUUUAUUCACUGUAGACGUCUGUUUGAUCACUACUCAUUCACGGUAUAGGCAACCAAUAGCUUCUUUUAUUAGUAAAUUUUAGGGAUUUGGUAGUUGGUGUAUAACUUGUAUGCUAUAUUCGCUAAAUCUCAACCUCCAUAUAAUUUUAGGCGGAACUUGAAGUUAAUGGAAAUUUUUGGGUCACGGUACCGUAGACAAAAUGUAUUCAGUCGCAGACAUUGACUUAAUUGAAGAUCGAUAUUACAGAGAUCCCCCAAGCUCCAAACAUAAUCUGUCUUUUGCUGGCUGCGGUUUCCUUGGAUUGUAUCAUAUAGGUGUUUGCAGCUGUAUUAAGCGUUUCGCACCCCAUCUAUAUCAAAAUAAACCAGUAUCUGGAACUAGCGCUGGUGCUCUAGCCGCAGCUUGCUUAGUGUGUGAUUUAGAUAUGGAUGUAUGUGUCCAGUAUGUUUGCAAAAUUAUUGAAAAUACAAGACGGUUUGUGCUUGGACCCUUCGAUCCACGAUAUAAAAUAAGUGAAUAUUUAAGAGAGGGCUUAUCUCAGUUAUUACCACCAGAUGCUCAUGUCUUAUGCUCUGAUCGUCUUUCAAUAUCAUUAACGUGCUUCACUACGCGAAAGAACAUAAUCGUCCAUAAGUAUAAAAAUAGAGACGAGGUAAUCCAAGCUUUGCUCUGUUCUGCGUAUAUUCCCAUUUUCAGUGGGUUUGUUCCCUUAACGUUUAGAGGCCAGCUUGUAGUUGAUGGUGGUUUAUCAGAUAAUCUACUUAACAUAAACCAUCAAACUAUAAAAGUUAGUCCAUUUGCUGGUGAUUCCGAUAUAUGUCCACUUGAAUCGAAAUGGGGCCCACAGUAUCAUAGAGCUCAACCACAAAAGUAUGAAGAUGUGUUAGGUUCAAUCUCAUUACUAAAUCUUACAAUGAGCUUCAAUUUAACAAAUAUUAAACGUUUAGUGGGGAUGGUGUGGCCAAUGUCUCCUGAUCAGUUGGUUAACUUAGCCAACCAGGGUUAUGAUGAUGCGUUACGAUUUCUAAUUACACGUGGUUUUAUUGCUUGUCGUAUACAUCAAACUCCCAGAGAAUUUUCAAAUAUUUAUCGAACGAAACCAAGAAACUCUCCACGGAUUCGUCGUUUGUAUAGUUGUGAUUCCUUUGUAUCCAGUAAAACACGUAAUGAUUCAGAUCAUAAUCACUACCACUCUUCUGCAACAAGUUCAAUUAUUCAACCGGUUAAAUUAUCUAAAUCUAUCAGUUGUACACCUAAAAGGUCAAUUCAUGGCUCUGGGAUCGGUUUAAAUGUAGCUCAUUGCUGUACAUGUCGAAAUGAAUUAUAUAGGGCGAUUAACUCUUCGUUUCCUUCUUCAUUGAAUUCACUUAUCAGAGAUUGCACAAAAGUUCCACAAUCAUAUUUAAAUUGUAUUCAAAGUCAUCUUUGGAUGUAUGGAUCAUCUGUUUGCUCAUUUAGUUUCAAACUGGUUGGAUUUCCUCUCAGGUUACAAGUUAGAUUUCUUAUAUAUGUAGUUUCCAGAUGCUUAGAGGCUUUAGAGCAAUCUCAUAUUGGUACUUAUUACUUGUUGAGUUUAUUGGAUCUGUUAAGAAAGUCUCAUCGGUAUCUUGAAACGGAACAAGCUUCGGUUGGUGAAACGAUACCAAUAUCCCUAGAUUCAGAUUCAUCUACAAAGAAGAGUUCUCACCGAUUUUCUACAAAAAGUCAUCCAGUUGUUUCAAUGAUAAAUUCAAUUUUUUGGAAGGGAGCUGAUAGUUUGAGUGGCUUGAUUUUACGAUUAAAUUCGUUUGAGUUACCAACAGCCAGAGAUUGUGGUUUAGAAUUACUUUCUUACUCACUUCAAAAGAAUAUCACUAAUCCCUGUUUGCUACAGACGAUGGAUCUUGAAUCAGAAAUCAGUCCGGUGCGUUGUGGAAGUAAGGAAGAAAAUGAAGACAGUGGGAUUUGUCAUACAUCACGAAGUAAUUCAUUUUUAACUGACCAGUUUUUAUCAGUCGACAGUGCAGAUAUUAACUCCAGCACACCUUAUUCUGAAUCCUAAAUGUAAGGAAGCAUUAUAGAUCAUUUCAUAUUUUCAUAAUUUAUUUUUGUCUUAAAUCCUCACUAACUCACUAUCCAUAUUUCUCAAGUGAUUUCAAGUGAUGUUUUUCUUAUUGUUUCUUUAUUUUUUUUUCCAAUAACUAAUUUAAACAGGAUAAAUUUUUGAUUGUGUCAAUUAGUAAUUAAGUUAUAUUAUUUUCAAACACUUAGUUAUUCUGCAAAAUACAUUCCAACUACUUCUGCAGAAGAUCAUUGUAAUAUAUGUGCUUGAUAUUUUGCAUAACCUACUAUUGCCCAUUAAUUGAUACACAUAUUGGAGAUUUUGUGAAGAUCUCAUUAGUUAUUUUCCAUGAAAUAUUUUGAAUAACAUUGUAAUCUGAAUUUUAUGACUUCUUUAGAUCAUCAUGUUCGCUAAGACUCUUAAUGAUUUUAGUUUUGUGCUACAGUAUAAGGGUACGAUUUCUCCUAUUUCCAAUACUUAUUUUACUUAUAUAGAAAAUUCAUGUGGCAGUUCUCUUUAUCUAACCUGUUAAUGGAAAGUGUGCAUAAUUCGGAACGAAAUCUACAGGACAUAAUGCGUAGUCUUAACAUCCGAUUCCCUGUAGUAUACUACGCAAGAGAUUAAUAAAUUCCUUGUUGUUGUAUCACAAGUAGGUAAUGGUAACUUUGUAUUAGCGUUAACUAGAAGAAGUUUUGUCUUUGGAUGUAAAACGUCAAUUUACAAUGGCGCAGGUGCAUCCACUCUUAGUGUUUUCACAAAUUCUAAUCUUCU